CGACUCCGCCUACUAAGGGCUUCACGGCAACUCUGCAGAAUCCUAUGGGUGACGUCACGGACCCUACGUCCAUUUAUGGUUUUAUCACAGAUCAAAUCCACCAGAUGCUGCUCCACGACUUUUAGCACAAUACAGUGAGGUGAAGGUGGGAUGCAUUGAUCGUAUAGUGCUGCUGUUCAAUUCAAUUCAUUAUCAUUGAGCUUAAUGUAAUACCUGUGCUAAAGCUGAAGGAGAAAUAGCAUUCAAUAGUUGGAUAUAUACCAAAUAAUGGAGGUCUCAACUAAAACAAAACUUGUCUCCCAUCAAAAAGUCUAUUUGCCCACUACAAUACCCCGUCUCUAAAGAGUGUAACCUGAGCUGUGAGCGAGGCGUCGGCCAUACAGUGGCACUAAAGGGGUUGAUACCACUUGGCAUGAUGCUGGACGACAGCCCUUAUUCAUUGUCAGAGGGGCUGCUAUUCACAAUGGAGAAAACGAUGAAAUGCUGCCAUUAUAAUGGGGACCAAAGGCCCGGUGGCAGCCCGACACCUGAUCUCCUCUUUGGCUCCGGCUUCCUUUUGUCCCAGCAUUUCAUAUCUGACAUAUCCACACACCCUAAAAAAGCAGUAGAUGCUGGAGCAGCGAUGGACCUGAGGCUUGGCGUUUGUGCUCUCGGACAUGGGGAAUAAACAGACCAUCUUCACAGCACAGCAGCUCGAUUCUUAUCAGGACUGUACAUAUUUUACAAGGAAAGAAAUUCUCAGACUGUUUGACCGCUAUCGGGAUUUGGCGCCACAGCUCGUUCCCCUUGACUACACCUGCCAGCCAGAUGUGAAGCUACCAUAUGAGCUGAUUGGCAGCAUGCCAGAGCUGAAGGACAACCCGUUUCGUCAGAGGAUCGCUGAGGUUUUCUCUGACGACGGAGAGGGAAACAUGACACUGGACGACUUCUUGGACAUGUUUUCAGUCAUGAGCGAGAUGGCCCCGCGUGACCUCAAGGCCUACUACGCUUUCAAAAUAUAUGAUUUCAACAAUGAUGACUUUCUCUGCAAGUCCGACCUGGAGAAGACUCUGAACAAACUGACCCGUAACGAGCUGACGGAGGACGAGGUGAGGAUGGUGUGUGAGAAGGUGAUCGAUGAGUCGGACCUGGACAACGAUGGACGGCUGUCCUUGGAGGACUUCCAGACCAUGAUCGUCCGAGCUCCAGACUUUCUGAGCACCUUCCACAUACGGAUAUAAAGAAAUGAAGCUUUCAUUUAUUUCUUAAUCUUAAUACCACCUAAUGAUGGACUGAGUGUCUGGAAUGUGGGGGAAUCCUGACUUCUCAAGCAACUAAAUCUAAUCUUGUGAAUAACUAAAAUGUACUUUUUGUUUUCUUUUGUUUUAAAAACCCAAUAAAAACCUA
This is a messenger RNA of Gymnodraco acuticeps, 1386 nucleotides long. It is a transcript of the gene cib3, whose product is annotated as calcium and integrin binding family member 3. The record is from RefSeq and is a predicted model, not a curated record. The transcript has 7 exons. Gene Ontology annotation, molecular function: calcium ion binding. Bases 657 to 1220 code for a protein of 187 amino acids. Lineage: Eukaryota; Metazoa; Chordata; Actinopteri; Perciformes; Bathydraconidae.